AUGAAAGAGAGUAAUUGUCAGAUUGUGAGAGGUGUCUCUACAACUUGUGUACUGCGAAAUGAUGUUUCUAAAUUCUACAAAGCACGAACAGAUCCCAUGCUUCCUGCUGGAACAUUUGAUGGAAAGAUAGCCUUCAUUACUGGUGGUGGUACUGGUCUAGGAAAAGGAAUGACAAAGAUGUUGUCUGCUUUGGGUGCAGAGUGUGUGAUUACUAGCAGGAGCUUGGAUGUAUUACAAGAAACAGCUAAGGAAAUCAACCAAGAGACUGGUAAAAAAGUACAUGCCAUCAAAUGUGAUGUUAGAGACCAUACUUCAGUGAAAGACGCUGUCGAUGAAUGUGUAGAGAAAGCUGGUCUUCCCAAUAUAGUUAUUAACAAUGCAGCUGGUAAUUUUGUUGCUCCAUUUGAAAGACUUUCACCAAAUGCCUGGAAAACAAUUGUUGAUAUUGUGCUCAAUGGUACAGCAUAUGUUACACUGGAUAUUGGCAAGAGACUCAUUGAAGCAAAGCAAGGAGCUAAUUUUCUUGCAAUAAGUACAAUCUAUUGCAACCAUGGAUCUGCUUUUGUAGUGCCUAGUGCUGCAGCUAAAUCUGGUGUAGAAGCAUUAUCAAAGUCUUUGGCGGUGGAAUGGUCCAAAUAUGGGAUGAGAUUCAAUGUUAUUGCACCUGGCGUAUUCAAAACGAAGGGUGCAUUUUCCAGACUGGACCCAACUGGAAAGUUUGGCAAAUUGUUUGUGGACAGAGUGCCUGUAAAAAGACUUGGUGUAUUAGAGGAAGUGGCCAAUGUAGCAGCAUAUCUUGUCAGUGAUUAUUCUAAUUUUGUGAAUGGUGAAAUUGUUACAAUAGAUGGUGGUGAGAUGUGUUAUCUAGGAGGAGAGUUCAAUGCACUUAUGUCUGUAAAGAAAGAAGAGUGGGAUGUAAUGGAAGCUAUGAUUAGAAAGACCAAAGGAUCCUGA
Saccoglossus kowalevskii is the source of this 954-nucleotide messenger RNA. RefSeq names its product 2,4-dienoyl-CoA reductase [(3E)-enoyl-CoA-producing], mitochondrial-like. Lineage: Eukaryota; Metazoa; Hemichordata; Enteropneusta; Harrimaniidae. Gene Ontology annotation, biological process: fatty acid beta-oxidation. Gene Ontology annotation, cellular component: mitochondrion. The record is from RefSeq and is a predicted model, not a curated record. Gene Ontology annotation, molecular function: 2,4-dienoyl-CoA reductase (NADPH) activity.